AUGGGGGCCACAUCCAUCCAUCCAUCGCAGAGGCGCUUCUCUUGUGAGCUCUGCAGGAAACAUAAGUCGAGAUGUACGCGCAUACAAGAAAGUGCCGCUAAAUGCGCACGGUGUACGACGCUUGGUGCAGCGUGUACUAUCGGACAACAGAGGAAAGUUGGGAGGCCGAAGAGAGCGGCGGUUUCUGCCCCUGAUGCGCCCAAAACGCCAGGACUAAAGUCAAGACCAAGCGUCAAAGAGCCGCCAAGUAGUAUAUUCGAGCGGCAGAGCCGGCUUAACCCUCAUGGAAAAUCCCAGGGGACUCCUUCGUUCCUAGAGGUCUAUGACUGGCCCGGAGUCAGCCGAAUGGUCUCGCCAGCAGCCACGCCAACACCAGCACCGUCUCGGGUGACAGCAGCAGAUGAUGCCUUCUCUCCGGCACCAAUAGGGUCGACCACUGGAAUGCCUUCGUUUUAUGAUGACUCGCUCACUGGGAAGGUUGGCCAUCUCUUUGAUCGCGACGUUCUCUUGCCCGACUUCGACUCGACCUUCGACUUCACAGACACAGGUGUUCACUUGCUCGAUCCGGCAGCUAUUACCAUCAAUUGCGCUCCAGAUACUCUGCCAGUACUGGGACGAGGCAGUCCAGCGGGCGAUAUUGAGAGCUCAGACGCCAUAGCCAAACUUUCUAAGAUCAACAUUGACUUACACAUCCGCAUCACAGCUACUGAAAGGUACAAGGCGAUUCUAGACCUGAAUAGCAUCCUCUACCGAGAAAGCCCGUUGUUUAUUCACAAUUACACAUUGGCCGAGUUCAUGUUGAACACGUCGGAAGUGUUCUUGCAGAUACUGCAGCGGCUCUGCAGCUCACAAAAUCCAUUCACAGUGCCGUUGCAAUCCGCCAACAAUAACCGCCAUGAUCCGACCUCCGCGUUUUCUCUGACCUACCCAUUCGCCGCCGCGCAACCAUUGCUAGCUCCUCUCUCCCUGACCGUCACAAGUAUCUUUAGCCAGCUCAUUGCUCUCUACGAGCUGUUUCUUGAGCACCUAACUGCCCGCAUCGCGCGACUCGCCAUUGACCCUAUCGCCACUAUCCCAGGCAUCACCUUUGGAGGGUUACCCCUAGAAAACCCAUGCAUGCAGGGUCUACUCUUCUGUAACGUCACUGUUCACCGACUGGAGGGGAUGGAACGUGCUCUAGGCAUCAGUGGGAUGCCUGAGGGGGGUACCCUGGGUUUGCUAUCUGCCAGACAGAUCGAUGUGCUUUGGAGUGAGUUGGACGGGAGGAUUGGUAUCACGCCUUGUAGCGGAGCCACGCGACUCGCUCGUGUGAAGAGACUGCUUGGAAAAGUGGCCAUUAUAUUCAAGAAGCUCUCUUUGAGUAGAUAG
Molecule: messenger RNA, 1368 nt
Organism: Aspergillus fischeri NRRL 181
Lineage: Eukaryota; Fungi; Ascomycota; Eurotiomycetes; Eurotiales; Aspergillaceae
Product: Zn(II)2Cys6 transcription factor domain-containing protein
Exons: 1
Coding region: 1-1368 (455 amino acids)
Biological process (GO): regulation of DNA-templated transcription
Molecular function (GO): zinc ion binding; DNA-binding transcription factor activity, RNA polymerase II-specific
Source: RefSeq, a predicted model, not a curated record